Entrophospora candida is the source of this 1655-nucleotide messenger RNA. Lineage: Eukaryota; Fungi; Glomeromycota; Glomeromycetes; Entrophosporales; Entrophosporaceae. The record is from the annotation of a GenBank genome assembly.
AGUAUGCCUCUAAUCCUAAUCCUGGAACAUCUUUACCUUUAUCACCAAUACCUAACUUUUAUUAUACGAACGGUGGAGCUCAAACUUACAUAGACCAACAAACUGCCAUCGCAGCCGAAGCCUACCAAGCUGCAAUUGCAGCAGGAUAUGAUCCAAGUGAUCCAAAUGCUUUUGCUGCUUAUGGUCAAUAUGGAAUGCAUCCUCAAUAUUCACAAUAUUAUCCUGCUGAUUAUGGCGUAGGGUAUCCUGGAACGCCACCUCAAGGACAAACUUCUCCUUCUCUUCCACCCCAACCUUUAAGCCCCUAUUUUACUGCUACAAGUCCGCCUAUAGCUUAUUAUCCUACUUCACCACAAGUUGGGCCAACUGGUAUUAUACAUUCACCUCCGAUGCAUCCCUAUUUGUACACUCCUCAAUCUCCUUAUGGUGUUCACGCUCUUCACACUCUUUCACCAACUUUAUCUCACACAUCUUCUUCUGCUCCUAAUUCCCCACCACCCCAAUAUUUACCUGGACCUGGAGUUCCCUCUCCAAAAGUUGGUCCUUUGAAUAGUUCACGUAGUAGUACAAACCGUUCUCAACCAAAUUAUAAUUAUGUGAGAAGAAAUUCAGCUUCUCAACAAGCAUCCAAUGGUCCUAAUUUCAGCAACCCAACAAGGACUACAAAUAUUUACAUUCGUGGAUUACCACCUACCACAACCGACGAUUCUUUACAUACGACGUGUUCCGUGUACGGAAAUAUUACUUCUUCAAAAGCCAUUAUAGAUCAAAAACAAGGUGAUUGCAAAGGUUAUGGCUUUGUGAUGUAUGAAACUGAAGAUCAAGCAAAGCAUGCAAUUGAACAAUUGACGCGAUUGGGAUUACAAGUCUCUUUCGCUAAGGAAUCGUUCAGCACAAGAUUAAAGAAUUUACAAGAUUUGGCGUCUACAAAUAUAUAUUUAUCAAAUUUACCUUUAGAUAUGAAGGAGCAGCAAUUGGAAGAAAUAUUUAGCCCUUAUAAAGUUGUAUCUAAUCGUAUUCUUAGAGACCAAAAUGGUACAAGUCGAGGAGUUGGAUUUGCAAGGAUGGAAGAUCGGGAUUCUGCAUUGGAAAUUAUUAAAAAAUUUAAUGGAUAUCAGCUUCCUGGUGCCAGUUUACCACUUCAAGUUCGUUUUGCUGAUUCUUUAGCACAAAAAAAACUUAAAGGACAAACAGCAAAAAAACGUACAUGGAGAACUCGUGAUUUUACCUCUUUGGGUGGUAGAAUAAUAUCACAAGUUCCCGUCACACCCGAGCACAUGUUAGGAAUGGCAGCUGGAUCACCACCAGGACCUGGUGCUUAUUUACAAUAUUUUCCCGAAGGAGUUCAACCAGCCAGUGGAUAUCCACCUGGCUCAAUUUCACCAACAUUUGGACCACAAUAUGCAGCAACUAGAUAUUAUCAACCAAUUUAUACUGGGCCUGUCAUUCAACAUGGAGUUGAAGGACAAAACAUAUCAACCAAUGUAGCACACAUGAAUAGUCAGCAACAAGAUACAGCGAAUAGUGAAACUUCUAAUAAUUCUAAUGGUAAUGAUGACAGUACAGAUGAAUUAAGUGAACUUGUUCAACAACAAUUGGCAAUUGAUGAUGUUACUGAAAAGGAAUCUAGUACUGAAGGAGUUGAAGCAAAUUAG